Messenger RNA from Leptinotarsa decemlineata (Colorado potato beetle), 841 nucleotides. RefSeq names its product endoglucanase. Lineage: Eukaryota; Metazoa; Arthropoda; Insecta; Coleoptera; Chrysomelidae. The record is from RefSeq and is a predicted model, not a curated record. Gene Ontology annotation, molecular function: cellulase activity. Gene Ontology annotation, biological process: carbohydrate metabolic process.
AGAUAAAGAAACCUAUUUAUUGGCGGUUUUUCAGUGCUUUCAAUCAGAAGUUGAAUAAUUUCUACGAAAUGAAAACCAUACCAACGAUUCUGACUACUUUGGUAGUUCUUGCUGUCUGCAACGGUGAGGAACACCAUCAUAUAAAAAUAAUAGAGGGAGGGAUCCAUGGACCUGCCACCACAACCCGCUACUGGGACUGCUGCAAACCCACCUGUUCAUGGCCCGGAAACAUAGAGUACAAGAAACCCGUGAAAGCCUGCAGAGCUGAUGGGGUCACUGCCCAAGAUCCCGAAAAUCAAUCGGGAUGUAUCGGAGGACAGUCCUACGUUUGCACAGAUCAAUCCAUGUACGCCAUUAAUGACACUUUGGCUUAUGGAUUCGUAGCUGCAGGUUUCAGUGAGAGCACGACGCUGGAGAACAUGUGCUGCGCUUGCGUUAUGUUCACGUUCAAAGACCAGGGUCUCGAGAACAAGAAGAUGGUUGUUCAAAUGACCAACACUGGAAAGGUUGGACCUGAAGAACACGACAUGUUUGACAUCGCAAUGCCAGGCAGUGGCGUAGGAUAUUACACAGAAGGGUGCACUACCCAGUGGAACAGUGACGUCAGCAACUGGGGUGACCAAUACGGUGGUGUACGAGAUGAAGCUGGUUGUUACAAACUUCCCAAGGAGCUGUUGGAAGGAUGUCUUUUCCGGUUCCAUUGGAUGAAGGGGGCUUCCAAUCCGGACGUUUACUUCCAACAAGUUGAAUGCCCUAAGGAGCUCACAGAUAGGACUGGCUGUUUCCCUUUGAAUUGAUUCUGAUAGCUUAUUUAAGAUAAUAAAAUAUUGUGAUAUUCACA